Messenger RNA from Drosophila mojavensis, 1789 nucleotides. It is a transcript of the gene HDAC3, whose product is annotated as histone deacetylase 3. Bases 334 to 1644 code for a protein of 436 amino acids. Gene Ontology annotation, molecular function: histone deacetylase activity. The record is from RefSeq and is a predicted model, not a curated record. The transcript has 4 exons. Lineage: Eukaryota; Metazoa; Arthropoda; Insecta; Diptera; Drosophilidae.
ACUGUGUUAAGUUAACAAGCGAAUGAACAUCAAAAAGCAACACAUAAAAAACACGCGUAAAAAGAACAAUCAAGAAUAUUUUCGAAAUAAAACUGCUAGGAAAAAACUAGUGCAGAACCUAUGUGAACAAAAGUAUUACUUCUGUUAAAUAAAUAUUAGUAUAAUAAUGAAGUGAAAUAGAAACUUCGCCACAAACUACCUUAAACAGUUUGAUAAUGCAGCUUUACCUGAACUAAAAACAUAAUAAAUAAUAAGGAUUUUGGAGCAACGAACAAUAUACUGCCCAUAUUGGGAGUCGCACUGGACAGAGAUUAGCUUGUAGGUGCUAUAAGGAUGAGUGAUAGACGAGUUUCAUACUUUUACAAUGCCGAUGUGGGGAAUUUCCACUAUGGAGCGGGGCAUCCAAUGAAGCCGCAACGCUUAGCCGUCACUCACAGCCUGGUCAUGAACUACGGCUUGCACAAAAAGAUGAAAAUCUACAGACCAUACAAAGCUAGUGCACAGGAUAUGCUGCGGUUUCAUAGUGACGAAUACAUCGCCUACCUCCAGCAGGUUACUCCACAGAAUAUUCAAUGCAAUUCCGUUGCCUAUACUAAGUAUUUGGCUCACUUUAGCGUGGGUGAGGACUGUCCCGUCUUCGAUGGACUUUUUGACUUUUGCGCCAUGUACACAGGCGCCUCCCUCGAGGGCGCACAGAAACUAAACCACAACCACAGCGACAUAUGUAUCAAUUGGUCUGGUGGUCUGCAUCAUGCCAAGAAAUUCGAGGCCUCGGGUUUCUGCUACGUCAACGAUAUUGUAAUUGGCAUACUAGAGCUGCUGAAAUAUAAUCCGCGAGUUCUCUACAUCGACAUUGAUGUGCAUCAUGGCGAUGGAGUACAGGAAGCAUUCUAUUUAACGGAUCGCGUGAUGACAGCAUCCUUUCACAAAUAUGGCAAUUACUUCUUUCCGGGCACUGGGGAUAUGUAUGAGAUUGGCGCCGAGUCUGGUCGUUAUUACAGCGUUAAUGUUCCUCUCAAAGAGGGAAUUGAUGAUCACAGCUAUUUUCAAGUGUUCAAACCAAUAAUUUCAGCGAUUAUGGAAUUCUAUCGGCCUACAGCAAUUGUGCUGCAAUGCGGCGCCGAUUCCUUGGCUGGAGAUCGUCUCGGAUGUUUCUCGCUUAGUACUCGUGGCCAUGGAGAGUGCGUGAAGUUCGUCAGAACGCUAAAUGUGCCCACAUUAGUUGUGGGCGGCGGCGGUUACACUUUACGAAACGUUGCACGAUGCUGGACGCACGAAACGUCGCUUCUUGUCGAUCAGGAGAUUUCCAACGAUUUGCCUCCAACGGAGUACUAUGAUUUCUUUGCGCCAGAUUUCACAUUACAUCCGGAUGUAAAUUCACGGCAGGACAACGCAAAUUCUAAACAAUAUAUGGAGCUGAUCGUAAAGCAUGUAUAUGAAAACCUGAAAAUGUGUCAGAACUCGCCAAGUGUGCAAAUGGUGCAAACACCCCGAGACGUUGAUUUCGAGGAGCUGCGUAUGAAAGAGGAAACGGACCCUGAUGUGCGCAUGUCACAGGCGGAUGAGGAUAAAAUGGUUGAGGCAAAGAAUGAGUUUUACGAUGGCGAACAUGAUCAGGACAAACCCGACUCAAUGGAAAGUUAAUAAAAUAUUCUAUUAUUUAAUACAAAAAGAAAUGAAUGAACAGAAUGGCCAUUGUUGGCUUUAAAAUAGACAUGUAUUUAUUAUUUAUAUAUAUAUAAAUAUAUUGCCGACUAAAUUCGGUGAAUUCAGUUUUACGAUGCAACAA